Spodoptera littoralis (African cotton leafworm) is the source of this 726-nucleotide messenger RNA. The record is from the annotation of a GenBank genome assembly. NCBI's taxonomy places the organism in Eukaryota, Metazoa, Arthropoda, Insecta, Lepidoptera, Noctuidae.
AUGAGUUUUGACCUAGCGAAUAGUGGCCAAGAAAGGGAGGAUCGGAAAUACUACGAUCGCAAUAAAGGAGACGAUAUGCAAAUAUCCAGAACAGAUAUGAAUAUGUUGAUAAUGAAUUAUUUGGUAACAGAGGGAUUCAAAGAGGCUGCAAUUAAAUUCCAACAAGAGGCUGGGCUACAGGAACCUGCUCUGUGCAGCUCUCUGGAUGAAAGAAUCAUGAUCCGUGAAGCAGUGCAAACUGGUCGCAUCCCUGAUGCUAUCGCAAUGGUGAACGCUCUACACCCAGAACUGUUGGAUAAUGACAGAUAUUUGUACUUCCAUUUACAGCAAUUGCAACUUUUGGAGUUGAUUCGCGCAGGUCGGGCAGAAGAGGCUCUAGCAUUUGCCAGCGCGACACUUGCAGAGGCUGGUGCGAAUGAUCCCAAUGCUCUUACGGAGCUAGAGCGGUCGCUGGCACUGCUAGCCUUCCCUGACCCUCAUGCAUCACCCUUCGCAGAUUUAUUACUACCAUCACAUAGUCAAAAGAUCGCAAGUGAGCUGAACGCCGCGAUACUUAAGAUGGAGAACCAAGAGUACACCAACCCGAAGCUAUGCAGCCUUCUCCGUAUGAUCCUGUGGUCACAGAACGAGUUGGACAAACAUAACAUCAAGUACACCAAGAUCACUGACCUCGCCAACGCCACCAUAGACAAGCCAAAAUUGUUUGGAGGAUUCCGGCGAUUUUAG